AUGUUGUGUGGUUUCGCAAUAGUAACUCUGCUCAUCGCAACCCUGGGCUCUUCCAGUAUUCAGGCAGAAGGAAAACCAGCGACAAAUGGUGAUGAAGGGAACGGAUGCAGUGGGAAUGGGGUCACCAACGUUGGAGGAGCUUAUACUGAAUUAACUGGCAACAAUUUUGAGCUUGGUGGCGAAAUUCAUUGUAAAUCCGAAGUAAAAGAAUCAGGCGUUGUUUAUCAGGGAAUUGAUCCAUCAGAUAUGUCGCCACCUGCCGUGACUGUAUUGAAAGGUAACUCUGUUUCUGGUGGAGGUAUAAACUAUUUAGGAUCGUGGCUAAAACAGACUGAUUUUGUUUACAAAGUAUCAGAAAAUUCAGAAACGGAUCAAGAUAAAACAGAGGAUGAAAAAAAUUCAGUGAAUAAUAGUGUUGCUCAUAAUGCAUCAGAAACGAAAGACAUCAUAGAAAAUAAUGCCGAGAGUAAAGUAAAGUCUGUGAAUAAUAAUACUAGUACGGUACAAAAUAAAACAGAUGAUAAAGGACACUCCGUGGUUAAUGGUACUGCUCACAAUUCAACAAAUAACGAUACGAUACGAAAUAAUACUGAAAGUAAAGUUAACUCUGUGAAGAAACAUACGGUACAAAAUAAAACGGACGACAAAGAACACUCUGUGGUUAAUGGUACUGCUCACAAUUCAACACAAACUAACGAUGCGAUACGAAAUAAUACUGAAAGAAAAGUUAACUUUGUGAACAAAAAUACGGUACAAAAUAAAACGAACGACAAACAACACUCUGUGGUUAAUGGUACUGCUCACAAUUCAACACAAACUAAAGAUACGAUACGAAAUAAUACUGAAAGAAAAGUUAACUUUGUGAACAAAAAUACGGUACAAAAUAAAACGAACGACAAACAACACUCUGUGGUUAAUGGUACUGCUCACAAUUCAACACAAACUAAAGAUACGGUACGAAAUAAUGCCCAAAGUAAAGUAAAGUCUGUGAAUAAUAAUACUAGUACGUUACAAAAUAUAAUAGAUGAUAAAGCACACUGUGUGUUUAAUGGUACUGCUCACAAUUCAACAAAAGCUAACGAUACGAUACGAAAUAAUACUGAAAGUAAAGUUAACUCUGUGAACAAAAAUACGGUACAAAAUAAAACGAACGACAAACAACACUCUGUGGUUAAUGGUACUGCUCACAGUUCAACAAAAACUAACGAUACGGUACGAAAUAAUACGAAGACUAAAUCUAAAUCUAUGAAUAAUGGUACUAGUGCGGUACUAAAUAAAACAGUUCAUAAAGGACACUCUAUGAAUUCUAGCGUUGUUAACAAUUCAACACAAGCUAACGAUACGGUACGAAAUAAUACUGAAAGUAAAGUUAACUCUGUGAACAAACAUACGGUACAAAAUAAAACGGACGACAAAGAACACUCUGUGGUUAAUGGUACUGCUCACAAUUCAACACAAACUAACGAUGCGAUACGAAAUAAUACUGAAAGAAAAGUUAACUUUGUGAACAAAAAUACGGUACAAAAUAAAACGAACGACAAACAACACUCUGUGGUUAAUGGUACUGCUCACAAUUCAACACAAACUAAAGAUACGAUACGAAAUAAUACUGAAAGAAAAGUUAACUUUGUGAACAAAAAUACGGUACAAAAUAAAACGAACGACAAACAACACUCUGUGGUUAAUGGUACUGCUCACAAUUCAACACAAACUAAAGAUACGGUACGAAAUAAUGCCCAAAGUAAAGUAAAGUCUGUGAAUAAUAAUACUAGUACGUUACAAAAUAUAAUAGAUGAUAAAGCACACUGUGUGUUUAAUGGUACUGCUCACAAUUCAACAAAAGCUAACGAUACGAUACGAAAUAAUACUGAAAGUAAAGUUAACUCUGUGAACAAAAAUACGGUACAAAAUAAAACGAACGACAAACAACACUCUGUGGUUAAUGGUACUGCUCACAGUUCAACAAAAACUAACGAUACGGUACGAAAUAAUACGAAGACUAAAUCUAAAUCUAUGAAUAAUGGUACUAGUGCGGUACUAAAUAAAACAGUUCAUAAAGGACACUCUAUGAAUUCUAGCGUUGUUAACAAUUCAACACAAGCUAACGAUACGGUACGAAAUAAUACUGAGAGUAAAGUAAAUAAUGGUACUAGUACGGUAUUAAAUAAAGCAGACGCUAAAAAACGGCCAACAAGCGGACAAACAAGUGUGGUCUCCGACAACCUUUACAUUUAUGUAUUUUCUUUGAUAAUGUUGUUCAAAUGUUUAGUUUUUAGCUAA
This is a messenger RNA of Helicoverpa zea (corn earworm), 2280 nucleotides long. Its product is annotated as GATA zinc finger domain-containing protein 14-like. Lineage: Eukaryota; Metazoa; Arthropoda; Insecta; Lepidoptera; Noctuidae. The record is from RefSeq and is a predicted model, not a curated record. Bases 1 to 2280 code for a protein of 759 amino acids. The transcript is spliced from 2 exons.